AUGCAAGAAACUAAAGGCAGUGAGAAUAGUUCACAUUCACAAGCUAGCUGCCCUGUUAGGCAAGUUGAGUGCAACAGCAGAAGCUCUCUUUCUAGUAAAACUCUUUUCACGAGCCUUGCUCAGGGACAAAAACACAGCAUUAAGAUGCAGAGGAUGAAAUACAAUGGUGACAUUAUCAACAAAGAGCAAGGAGCAAUAGGGUGCUGUUCUAAAAGAUCAGGUGAUCUCUGGAUUAUAAAAAGAGAAAACAAGACAAAAACACAUCAAUUACCUGGAACUUCUAGCAAGUGGAACUGUCUCAACUCAAAUAAGUCAUUUAGUAGAGACAAUAUGGUUGCAAUGUCUCAAACGGCAAGUGAAGCUGAGAAUCUCCAAGAAGACUUUCAACUGAAUUCAAGAAAUUUGAGGCCCAAGAGACCUCAUUAUUUUUGCCAAUUACAAAAACCACCACACUCUAAAUUACAUUUUCUGGAAAUCAGACCCAAAAGCCUUAGCCAUAGAUGCACUUCAGGUCCUAUAGAAGGGCUGGAGUAUUUGGGCAAAUCCUCUAUAGGUUCUCCUACCCAAAAUACUACACAAAGCCUUUCAGAAAAGGCUAUUGAACUUUACACCGCAGCAUAUGACAAAGAUGCUUCAAAGACAUUCUUUGAUGAUCAAUUAAAAGCAGGAAAGACAUACAACACAAUUGCUAGAUAUAGAUCCGCAAUAAGUGAGGUACAUGAUUGGAUCGAUAACUCUUCAGUCAGAUCAUAUCCUACAAUCAUUAUGGUAAUGAAAGGAGUUUAUAACACCAACUCUCCUCCCCCACAGAAUGAUAAUAUAGUCAAUCUUAUUCCAUUGUUCGAUAAAAUUUAUUCGUUUGGCAAUAAUGAAGAAAUGAACAUACUUUUAUUAUUACAGAAAGUUACUUUUCUAUUAGCAAUCACUACAGCUUGCCGUCCUUCAGACCUAGUCUGUAUUGACAUUACGUCUCAAGUACAGACUGAGCAUGGCAUGAUGCUUAACAUUAAGAAUCCCAAAGAGCAUAAAAUUUCAAUUGCUUAUGGUGGUAACAAACCUCAAACAAAGAGGAUCUACAUAGAGAACUACGAAGAAUUACCAGAAAUCUCUCCACUAAACACAGUCAAUACACUCAUAAGACACACUGAAGUCUGGAGAACUACAAAAGAACAGAAAGAGCACCUGUUUCUAAUCUUGACUAAUGCUCACACCCCAGCCUCAGUAGAUACUAUUGCGAAAUGGGUUAAAGAAAUUUUAAGAGAAGCAUCUCCAGACCUAAAGGCCAAGGACGCAAGAUCAUUAGCAGCUUUCUAUACCCAGAAUUCAGGUGCAGAUCUCACUACAAUACUCACAAUGGGUAAUUGA
This is a messenger RNA of Cetraspora pellucida, 1365 nucleotides long. Lineage: Eukaryota; Fungi; Glomeromycota; Glomeromycetes; Diversisporales; Gigasporaceae. The record is from the annotation of a GenBank genome assembly.